AUGCCGAAGAACAAGGGAAAGGGAGGUAAGAACAGGAAGAGAGGAAAGAAUGAAGCCGAUGAUGAGAAGAGAGAGCUGGUUUUCAAGGAAGACGGACAGGAAUAUGCUCAGGUCCUCCGUAUGCUUGGUAACGGCCGUUGUGAGGCUAUGUGUAUUGACGGUACCAAACGCCUCUGUCAUAUCCGUGGUAAGAUGCACAAGAAAGUCUGGAUUGCCGCCGGUGACAUCAUCCUCGUCGGCCUUCGCGACUAUCAGGAUGACAAGGCUGAUGUAAUCCUCAAGUACAUGCCAGAUGAAGCAAGGUUGUUGAAGGCUUAUGGUGAGUUGCCUGAGAACAUUCGGCUCAAUGAGGGUGUUGUCAUGGAUGAAGAGGAUGACACUAAUGCUGAUGACUUUCUUGACUUCGAGGAUGAAGACAUUGACAAAAUCUGA
Molecule: messenger RNA, 432 nt
Organism: Oldenlandia corymbosa var. corymbosa
Lineage: Eukaryota; Viridiplantae; Streptophyta; Magnoliopsida; Gentianales; Rubiaceae
Source: the annotation of a GenBank genome assembly